AUGGAACAGUUGAAUAGUCUGGAAAAAAGUCUCCCGCCAGAGGGUCCUGUGAACGACCAGAAUAUCGAUAAGCUAAACCGCCAGGUUACACAAGAGUUCAAAAUAGCCGCCAACGCGGUGACCAGUCUGUACAGGUUGUCGUCGGAGAGAAGCUCACUUAGUAGACACAUGGGGUAUGUGGAGUGUUUGGGGGACGUUUUGGAGCUUUUGGAGCAAGGUGUUUCGACACACGAAUUGGCCAAAUGGUGUGAAGAUAGGAAACAAGAAAAAAGCGGACAAAAUGGCGUCUUAGAGGAUUCCAAAUGUUCUUCGUGGGACCUUGACAAGUCUGGAAAGAAGGGGUCCGAGUCAAGUGACCAGAUUGCGGGUUUGACGAGUCCAACGUUUCGGUUAUCAAAACCUAUUAUGUCAGUGGAAAGACCGCCCAGACGGUGUGUGGUCCCGGAGCUCACAGAAAGGUUCUUGCAACAAAGAGAAAAACCCGAUCGGAGAAGCAAGAAGAAGAGAACCAAGUGA
Molecule: messenger RNA, 516 nt
Organism: Lachancea lanzarotensis
Lineage: Eukaryota; Fungi; Ascomycota; Saccharomycetes; Saccharomycetales; Saccharomycetaceae
Product: LALA0S07e04082g1_1
Exons: 1
Coding region: 1-516 (171 amino acids)
Source: RefSeq, a predicted model, not a curated record